Messenger RNA from Synchiropus splendidus (mandarinfish), 1668 nucleotides. It is a transcript of the gene nat9, whose product is annotated as N-acetyltransferase 9 (GCN5-related, putative). Bases 3 to 665 code for a protein of 220 amino acids. NCBI's taxonomy places the organism in Eukaryota, Metazoa, Chordata, Actinopteri, Syngnathiformes, Callionymidae. Gene Ontology annotation, biological process: protein acetylation. The record is from RefSeq and is a predicted model, not a curated record. The transcript is spliced from 6 exons. Gene Ontology annotation, molecular function: N-acetyltransferase activity.
GCAUGCGUGUUUACACCAGUCCAGUUAAAACCAUGAAGAUAAAUGAAAACACAUUACUAGAAGGUCACCAAGUUCUUCUUGUGCCCUACAACGCUGAGCAUGUGCCCAGGUAUCACGAAUGGAUGAAGUCACCUGAGCUGCAGCAGCUGACUGCAUCAGAGCCACUGACACUGGAGCAGGAGUACGACAUGCAGAAGAGCUGGAGGGAAGACGACGACAAAUGCACCUUUAUCAUCUUGGACAAGCAACGAUGGACAGAUCCGGGAGUGGACAAGGAGCAGUGCAUGAUCGGGGAUGUCAACAUCUUCCUGACUGACCCCGCAGACACAUCUCUGGCCGAGCUAGAGGUCAUGGUAGCAGAGUCCAGUUUCAGAGGAAAAGGUAUCGGGAAGGAAGUGACACAAAUGAUGAUGCACUAUGGGGUUGCGAAACUUGGAAUCAAAAAGUUUGAAGUCAAAAUCGGCUUGGACAACAAAGCAAGCAUUGCCUUGUUCAAGAAACUGAACUUCAGGGAGGUGUCGUUGUGUAACGUGUUCAAAGAAGUGACUCUCGAGCUGACUGUGAGCGAUUCUGUUCAAACAACGUUGUUAAACAACAUGAGCUACAUGAAGGAGAGAGACUACAAAGACGCCUGCAGCUAUAGACAGGAAGUGACAGCACAGUGACACGAGACGUCUGUUUCAAUGCGUCAGAAGUUAAUCUGUCAUUAUUUUAAACAUAUACGUUCUCGUGCUAAAGUGAAAUACAGCUUUUCAAAAGAGCAACCUGUAACAUUUACUUUACAAAUUGCAAGUCACAGAAAAUAAAACUUUAAUUUAUAAGCAUGAAUCUCAGCAGUGCCAUAAGUUAUAACUAUAACGUGAGCUAUUUCAUUUUUUACUGUGAAUUUCCAACAAUUAUGUGCAAAAACUUUUACUCUUUAUGUAUUGGUGUAAAGCAUUAUGACAUUGGCACUCACUUCGCACCAACACCAGGCUGGAUUCAAGGACGACUCAAACAGGGUAGAGCUAGUGUGUAAAUACAACCGCUUACUCAUUGCAGUGCAAAGCUCUUUAUUUUUGUUGGUACAGAUGAUAAUGGAGCAAUGAUUGCAGAAAAUAAAACAAUUAUAAUCUUGCUUUGCACUUUAAGGCUUAUUUCUUUUAAAUUGGAGAGUAAAAUCCUAUUUUAACAAUCAAACAGAGGAACUGAAGUGUUCGAUUUGUAUUUAGAGUUUUAAUUGUACAUGUCUUAAAUCUUCUCACCCCUUGUUUCCACCUUUGGUUCCAGAUGAAUUAUGAACAAAAACUUUGCGGUGAUCAUUUAAACAAUUAUGUUUUUAUAAUUCAUUUUGAAUGACUGGAAAUUCAGUAUGCACAGCCCAUAAUGAUUCAUAGAAAUAUUGACUUUCUUCCUUUAUGUAAUGUUUUUUGACUUUUUUUUUAACAUGCAGAUGGAUCCAUUUCAUUGCACGCGAUAGUAUUUCAAGUAUAGUCCCCUGUAUUGUCACAUUUCAUUACUGUUUUUGCAAAUCUGCUUUUGUUUUCAGAUCUAUUGAUCAAGUCUGUUUUUGAAACAUACUGUAUUUAUGCAACUGCCUGAUGAAUCAAAUGUGAUGAAAAUAGCUCUGUCAGUUCUUGACAGUGUAAUAAUGUAAACAUCUGCCUACAUUUUAUUAAACUUUGGUGA